Molecule: messenger RNA, 858 nt
Organism: Marasmius oreades (fairy-ring Marasmius)
Lineage: Eukaryota; Fungi; Basidiomycota; Agaricomycetes; Agaricales; Marasmiaceae
Exons: 5
Coding region: 1-858 (285 amino acids)
Biological process (GO): protein phosphorylation
Molecular function (GO): protein kinase activity; ATP binding
Source: RefSeq, a predicted model, not a curated record
AUGUCUAAUCAGGAAAUAUAUAAAGGCAUUCGAGGAGGAAAAGAUGUGUGCCUCAAAGUUCUUCGUCUUUUCCCAUCAGAUGAUUCUGCUAGAAAGGAGAAGACAAUUAGCGAACUGUGCAAAGAGGCCCUCCUAUGGUCCCAGUUUGAUCAUCCCAAUGUCUUGCCCUUCUUGGGCGUGAAUAACGAACUAUUUCCUAUUCACGGUUUCUGUAUGGUCUCUCCUUGGAUGGAGAAUGGGGGCAUCAUCACCUUCCUUCAGAAGAAUACCGGACACGAUAGACUAGUCGUGUGUCGAGAGAUUGCAGCCGGACUGACCUACCUGCACUCAUGCAAAGUUGCACAUGGUAAUAUGAAGCCUCCAAACAUUCUCGUCGACAAAGCUGGUCAUUGUCGUCUAGCGGAUUUCGGCUUGGCAACAACGGUCCACGAAGCGAGUUCUUCCUUCAACCCAACGACUGCGACUGGUAGUCAAAAGGGAACACUCCGUUAUAUGGCACCGGAAAUCAUACUCAUGUCGGACGACUCGGACUCGGCGUCGAAUGGUCGAACCUCGAAAAUCGAUAAAUUUGCUGCAGAUGUUUACGCAUACGCGUGCACCCUUCUUGAAAUAAUAACAGGCAAACCUCCUUUCCCAGCGCUCAACGAUGCCGCGGUUAUGUUAUGCGUCGUAACUUUGAACAUUCGACCGAACCGGCCGACAGAAGCUGGGGUUUGGUGCCCGGAUAAUGUCUGGGGAUUGAUUGAGAAGUGUUGGGAUAGGAAACCGAAACAGCGGCCCAUGGCGAAAAACAUCUUGAGCUUCCUUGAACGUAUAGAGGAGCUUCGGCGCUCUGGAGAACCUUGGGAUCAAUAUUGA